Molecule: messenger RNA, 1324 nt
Organism: Lolium rigidum
Lineage: Eukaryota; Viridiplantae; Streptophyta; Magnoliopsida; Poales; Poaceae
Product: probable (S)-ureidoglycine aminohydrolase
Exons: 12
Coding region: 127-1050 (307 amino acids)
Molecular function (GO): ureidoglycine aminohydrolase activity
Source: RefSeq, a predicted model, not a curated record
UCCACUCCACUCGCGACGGGCCUUCCUCCGCCGUCGGCCGUCGCCGUCGCCGUCCCCUCCUCCCUCUCCCAAGUCCCAGUCCGAAAACCUCGCGGCCUCACUCCACGCCACCCCGCGCUGCGCGAGAUGCUCCUCGCAGGCCACCAUCUCUCCCUGCUCGCGCUUGCGCUCGUGCCGCUCGCUUCCCUCGUAGGCGCGGCGGCCGCCGGCGCCGGUGAGGGGUUCUGCUCGGCGGAACCGUCCAGCGAUUGCUCCCAGGGGCCUCCGCUCUACUGGAAGGUCACCAACCCCACCCUCGCGCCCGUGCACCUGCAAGAUUUACCUGGCUUCACACGUAGUGUCUACAAAAAGGAUCAUGCUUUAAUAACACCAGAAAGCCAUGUAUUCAGUCCUUUGCCUGAUUGGACCAACACGUUAGGAGCAUAUUUGAUUAGUCCAGCCCUUGGGGCACACUUCACUAUGUACUUGGCAAACAUGCAAGAUGGAUCAAAAUCAGCCCUACCACCGAAAGAUGUUGAAAGGCUUAUUUUUGUACUUCAAGGCAGCAUUGCACUGUCUCUGGAGAGCGAAAGAUCCCACUCUCUGUUGGUAGACUCUUAUGCCUAUCUUCCUCCAAACAUGAAGCACUCUAUGACUUCAGAUGAACUAAGCACCCUGGUCAUCUUUGAGAGGAGGUACACAGCCAUUGGGGAUUACCAUCCUGAUCUAAUUGUUGGUUCAACAGAUAAGCAGCCCCUUCUUGAAACCCCAGGAGAGGUAUUUGAACUGAGGAAGCUGCUACCCACUUCUCUACCUUAUGACUUUAAUAUCCAUAUAAUGGACUUUCAGCCAGGCGAGUAUCUCAAUGUGAAGGAGGUUCAUUACAAUCAACAUGGUCUGCUGCUUUUAGAGGGACAGGGAAUAUAUCGAUUGGGAGACAGCUGGUAUCCGGUGCAAGCAGGUGAUACUAUUUGGAUGGCGCCGUUUGUGCCUCAGUGGUAUGCUGCCCUUGGUAAAACCAAGUCUAGGUACUUGCUGUACAAAGAUGUCAAUAGGAAUCCACUGAUAUGAGCAAGGCAAAAUCACUCUUCAUGGAUGGCGAUAACUCGGCAUAGAGAGCUGUCACAGCUAUGAAGAGUUCCUCUAGAAGGCACUCCCCCAAUUGCUUGCUGGUGCAGGCGAAUUGCUCAGACUCCAGAGUGAAUCAAUGUAAAAAAUGAAGCCAAAUUGGAACCAGAAAUUGUAAUGUUCAUGGCUGCCCAUUUGUGGCUAGAGGACGAUAUGACCUGUAAUCUCAACUGGCUAAACCCUAAAAUAAUUUAAAUGCGUGCGUGGUUACCUUUUC